CUGCCCCUCGAAGAAGCGAGGCGAAUUUCAGUAUUAGAACCGGUAUUAGUGGUUUCCGGCUUGAUUUCUUCCAGUAAAAGCGAAACUCGUUCAGUUGAGGAAACGUCGCUCUGUCGAGACCAUUGAUCCCUUGGAGGAUCACUCGAGAAAGUUCAAUAGAACAUUAAAAAAACCGUUCAAAAUGAUAACACCAUCGACGAAGAGCUAGAGCUGAAAAUAACGCCCACACGUUAAAGAAUCUUUAUUCCUCAAGUACAACGAUCUUAUUUAAUACCUUUGAUGUGGAAAACCUGGGAAACUCGGGACCUUUGAUAACUGAAAACCGUGUUUUUUCAAUUAAACAUAAAAUCGAGUUCGCAUAGUGAUGGUAUGCUUUAAUGAAGGAGCAAUGAUGGCUAAAUAAAUACCAUAAGAUUCAGUGAAAUUUUGAUGAACAACUACUCGUUCGAUUUGUAAAGUCGAAUAUCAUGAUGACAGCGAUACCGUUGUAUUUUCUUCUCUUUCUUGGAGUAAGUUGUGCCGACGAGAAGGUGCGAUAUGAUGGGUACAAGCUGUACAAGAUUUUUGUCCCGGAUACCGCUGGCCUCGAGGUCGUUCAGCAGAUGCAAGACGAUGAUGGCUACAAUUUUUGGAAACAACCGAGGGUUAACGACACGAUGAACAUUUUGUUGUCACCGAAAAAGCUCGAGGAAUUCAUGAGUAUUAUUAACACAACGCAACUUGACCCGGAAUUGAUGAUGGACAACGUGCAGCAGUAUAUCGACAAUGAAAAUCCACGACGAAGCGUACGCGGGACGUUCGAUUGGCUGGGUUAUCACCGAUUGGACACGAUUUAUCGUUGGCUGGAUUCUCUUGUCACGCAACAUCCCCAAAUCGUCGAACCUAUAACGGGUGGCCGCAGUUAUCAGGGAAGAAGCAUAAGAGGUGUGAAGCUGUCUUACAAGCAGGGAAAUCCUGGCGUGUUUAUCGAAGGCGGGAUACACGCCAGAGAAUGGAUAUCGCCUGCUGUUGUAACGUACAUCCUGAAUGAGUUAAUACUCAGCGAAGAUCCCCGUGUCCGAUACAUGGCCGAGUCUUACGACUGGUACAUCUUCCCGGUAUUCAACCCGGAUGGUUACGAGUACACGCAUACCACGAAUCGACUUUGGCGUAAAACUAGGCGGCCGAGUGGAAGGGGAUGCAUCGGCGCGGAUCCUAACAGGAAUUGGAACUUCCAUUGGGCAGGGGGUGGAACCAGUUCGAAUCCAUGCAGUGAGAUCUACCACGGCAACAAACCGUUCUCGGAAAUAGAAACGAAAACCAUGUCGGAGUACAUCGACAGUAUUCACGAUAAGAUAUUUUCGUACAUAGCUUUUCACAGUUACAGUCAACUGUUGCUCAUCCCUUACGGCCAUACGAAUACAAGGAUCGAGAAUUACAACGAUUUAUUGCAGAUCGGGAACUACAGCAUAAACGCAUUGUCUAAAAGAUACGGAACGAAGUACAAAGUCGGGAAUAUCGUUGACGUGAUAUAUGUUGCAUCUGGUGGGUCGAUGGACUGGGUACGAGGAACAUACAAGAUUCCUGUAACAUACACGUACGAACUUCGAGACACAGGAAGAUACGGCUUCAUUUUGCCAGCAAAUCAAAUUAUACCCACUGCACAGGAAACCCUGGAUUCUUUGGUUGCCAUGUUCCAGCAAGCCGCGGUACUCGGAUACGGAGCAUCCAACUGACGAAUCGUCACAGUGAUGUUCAUCUCCAAAUAGAAUUUGACUUGCUGAUAUUUAAUAAGCAUAGUGUGCUUUAAUUUUUUAAUUUAUACUAUUAUAUUACUGUUACUGUAUAAUUUAUAUUUAUUGUUCGUAAUAUUAUAUUAAGUACGUCAUAAAUGUUACAAACCAAAUGUGCGAGAAACUGUUGAAACUAUAAAUUAUAAACUAUAAUAUUGUUAAUCGCAAUAACUAUUUAUCUGUUUAUUAUUUCAAGUGUAAAUAAUACCUAAUCUUCA
Messenger RNA from Nomia melanderi (Alkali bee), 1990 nucleotides. The record is from RefSeq and is a predicted model, not a curated record. NCBI's taxonomy places the organism in Eukaryota, Metazoa, Arthropoda, Insecta, Hymenoptera, Halictidae.